AUGAAGAUAGCAAUAGAAGGCUGCUGUCAUGGCGAGAUCGAGACCAUAUACAACUCACUGGUCAACAUCGAGCAUAAGACUGGACAGAAGGUCGACCUGCUGCUCAUGUGCGGCGACUACGAAGCACUGCGCAACCCCGCCGACCUCGGCUCAAUGGCCGUUCCCGACAAGUACAAAACGCUAGGCUCAUUCCACCAUUACUACAGCGGUCGACUGGUGGCCCCUGUGCUCACAUUGGUGAUCGGUGGCAACCAUGAAGCAUCGAACUACUUCUCUGAGCUUCCCAACGGUGGCUGGCUAUGCAAGAACAUCUACUAUAUGGGCAGGUCAGGCGUCGUCACCUUUGGAGGUCUGCGUAUUGCUGGCAUCUCUGGAAUCUACAAAGAGCACGACUAUCAGAAGGGACUGUACGAGCGCGUGCCCCUCGAUCACAGCACGAUGCGCUCGAUAUAUCAUGUCCGCGAGCUAGAUGUAUUCAAGUUGUUGAAUAUGCAAGAAACACCAAGACUUGACAUUGUAUUCUCACACGAUUGGCCACAGGGCAUCGUCAAAUAUGGCGACAGGAGAAAGUUGGAGCAGUUUAAGCAACAUUUGUUGAGUGAGGGUGAUGAGCUUGGCAACCCAGCUGCAACACAGUUGAUGUGUCAACUGCGGCCUAAGUACUGGUUCUCUGGCCAUCUGCAUGUAAAGUACGCCGCUGUCUAUCCACAUGCACAUAGACCAGAGGACGGCGCUGAGCAGCUGGUCACAAAGUUCUUGGCACUAGACAAGGUGCUGCCUGGACGCGACUUCAUACAAGUGAUCGAUGUAGUACAGACCGGUCCGCUGCAGCUGUCAUACGAUCCACACUGGCUGGGCAUCCUGAACAAGUGUAGACAGAUCACCAACACACAUACCAGCAGCUACAAGACUCCAUUGUCCAGACAGCAAUUCCAACAACAGUGUACACCUAACAAAGAGGAAUGUGAUAAGAUCAACAACAGAAUGAUGGAUAUCUUUAAGAUGAGAUUGCAACACACUGGUGCUGCUGCUGCCCCUGUUGCACCAUCAGCUGAUGACGGACAGAGUGCGCCCCACUUGGAGAUACCCUUCAACUUCAUUCAAAAUGUGAUGCCAUUCGAUCCUGCUCAACCUCAUGCUCGCUACAUGCCUCCAUACCCAAACCCUCAACACAUUGUCAUGAACAACCUGUUGGAGAUCCUUGGUAGUGAACAGGCGAUCGAUGCUAGCAGUCUACAGAUGUUGGAUACAGAGACAUUCCGCAUGGACAUGACAAUGCCAAUGCCGAACAAUCAACAACAACAAUCAGCAUUCAAAGUACAGAAGUUGGAGCAAAGUGACAAUGUCAAGACUUAUAAGGACUCUGCAGAGAUAGAUAUAGAUGACAUUGAAGACAAGGAUAACCAGGGCGAAGGCCAGGAUGAGGGUCAAGGCGAGGUAGACGAUGAUGUCCAGGCAGGACAAGAAGAGGAGAGCAACAACCUGGCUGCAGGUUAG
Acytostelium subglobosum LB1 is the source of this 1497-nucleotide messenger RNA. RefSeq lists its product as hypothetical. Gene Ontology annotation, biological process: mRNA splicing, via spliceosome. NCBI's taxonomy places the organism in Eukaryota, Evosea, Eumycetozoa, Acytosteliales, Acytosteliaceae. The record is from RefSeq and is a predicted model, not a curated record. Gene Ontology annotation, cellular component: nucleus. Gene Ontology annotation, molecular function: RNA lariat debranching enzyme activity. The transcript has 3 exons. The coding region runs from base 1 to 1497 and encodes 498 amino acids.